This is a messenger RNA of Physcomitrium patens, 3601 nucleotides long. RefSeq lists its product as uncharacterized. Lineage: Eukaryota; Viridiplantae; Streptophyta; Bryopsida; Funariales; Funariaceae. The record is from RefSeq and is a predicted model, not a curated record.
UCUUCACGCGUUGCCUCACUACCCCUCAUCGGCUGUUGUCACUUUUGUUGUUGUAGGGUUUCGUGGUGAGAAUCCCUGGACAGCUCAGUCAAACGUCGACAUGGCCAGCAAAGAUGCGAUUUUACUGGCAGGAGUAGUUCAAUAACGCGGAUUCAAGCAGCUAGAUUACAUUCUUGGCAAUGAGCUAAUCUUAGUUUUCUGUGUGUGCAAGGUUGGUUUCCACUUUGGUCUUGUGGGUUUUCGUGGAUCGGCGCGUUUGAGGAAUUUGUGAUGUAGGCUCCUGGAAGUAGAAUAUUCCCGGGGAAUCGUGGAGUUGGGUUGCUAGUUUUGAAGCAAUGCGGAUGCUGCUAGGUUUUUGUUGCUCAUGUGGUGGCAUUUUGAGCUCAAGGAGAGAGUCCUAGCGGAGAGGGUCAUUGUUGCAUACAGUGGGCCUGAUUUGGGCUUCUUGAUUUUGUUUAGUAACAUAUGCCUACUGGGUUUUUGAACGGGGCCUUUCAUGGCAGCGCUGAAUGUGGAUCCAAGUGCUGGGAGCGACAUGUCGAUAAACUAGCGAUGUCUACUUCACAAGUAGUACAGUCCCUUUGAACUGAGUCUCGUGGAGCACCCGGAUUGUGUUCUUUGGCCUCGAAGAUUGGCUGACACGCAACGGUUCCCUGAUCGUGCAGUGCUGUUGUAUAAUUUGUUUAGGAAUUUUCAUUCUGUGUCAUAGAUCCUUCAUAAGACGACGGGCUGUGAUAUGUGUGAAUCAGGCCAUGUUGUGUGAUCUGUCUCGAGAUCCAAGUCUUUAUGGCUUCUUUCGAUGAGGCUAAGACUUUUUAGAUCUUAACUGGUCUUCGAAGCGGUUGAAGUAGUGAUUUAUUCACUUCAAAGUUUUUGUCAACCGCAUUCUACUCAGUUCAAAUAUACCUAGAGCUAUGAGCUGUGCGACUUGUAACGUAUGAUACGGUGUUUGCUUGCGAAUGAUAGCUUUUUUGGCACUUGAAUUCGCAGUGAUGCUGUACGCAUGGACCAAUUCGCUGCUCAGAAUUUGAGAGAAUAACCUCUUCUCCCUUUUAUAUGGGAAUCACAGACCAGACUCAAACUGUGGUUGUAGAUUCGUAUGUCUCUGUCCUUGAGAAAGGGAGGCACUUGUUCAGAACUCAUGGUGGAGUACCUGAUCCUUGGCAAGUAGCAGGUGCUCAACAUUAAUAUGAUGUGAUCAAUCGGGUAUUACAAAUCACUGGGUAAAGUGUCUUUUGGUGUUUGGUUCAUCUUCUUUCGAAACAAGCGCAGCAAGUAUGGAGCAUGACGGUAACAAUUCAGCUGUUGACAAUCAUUCAGAAGAAUUACCACAUUCAAGAUGGAAGGGUUCAAAGCGGAAUGUAAAGCUAAACUUUUACCACACAAUCAGCAAGAUGUAUGGGACCUCAGGUUCCAGAAAGUUCAAGGCCGGUGUGGAGCCGCAGGUGAAGGUUGGGCCAAUUAUAGGUAAAGUUACUGCGACCACAGCUCGUAUCCUCAUCGAAAUUGACAGGUCAGGAAUGUUGACGAUUGAAGUGAGAGAGAAGCCUCAGACUUUGGAGAAGCAACCCAGCUUUCUACAGAAACAACUGACUAUUGGACGAAGAGGAACAACCAAAACCUACGGGGCUACAGGGCAUUUGUCCGAUAAAGAGCACGUAUUACAGAAGGGCGUGAUAGCGAAUCGGCCUGCUGUCUUCGAAUUCAGAGAUCUCAAACCAGAAACGGCUUACAUUGUUGAGGUGAAAGGCUGCACAAAAGACAUUACAGCAAGUAGCUUUCGUACUUUUCCAGAGGCGUCUGCGGAUGCUCUGACAUUUGGAGUGAUAAGCUGCAACAAAAUCUUCAUUACGGAUAUAAUGAUUCCUCCCGCCUUGGAUUUGUGGGGUCAUCUAUCUAAAAACAUAGAGGCUGGCAAGGUGGACUACCUUCUGCACCUCGGAGAUCAGAUUUACGGUGAUGGCGACAAGCGCCAAGAUGCUGAGGCUGGGGCAGACAAGGAUGCGUGGUCUGAUCGUUUUCGGAAAGGCAUAGAACUAUUAAAGGGAGUGCGUCCAGAGCAGUGGAUUGAACACCAGGAUGCCGUGUGCGAAUUUUAUCGGGAAGUUUACAGGGACACUUGGAGACAUCCUCCCACUGCGAAAUGUUUAGCUAACUGCCCAAACCUCAUGAUUUACGAUGAUCAUGAAGUUCGUGACAAUUGGGGGGAUGUAAAGGAGGACUGGAAUAAAGACAGCGCUGACUUCUUUGUGGCUCGUUGUGCCUGGAUCGUUAGCAUGGAGUAUCAAAGGCAGCUCUACGUAGAUGUUGAUUUCACUAAAGUAGACGAUGUCCACCAGGACUAUCAUUUUCAUCUUAUAGGAGGAGUAGGGCUUAUGUUCCUUGACAUUCGAGGCUCACGAACCUUUCAUCGAGUCGAUGGUGAUAAGAAAAUCUAUCUAGGGGAUGGGCAAUGGAGUGCCAUCAAAAAGACGUUGUCUGCAGAGGGCAUUUUUGCGGAAGCUCGGGCACUGUUAGUUUGCUCUCCUGCCCCUCUUGUAUUUCUAGAACCCCGGAUUACGCAGUCUGCAGCUGCUGCAUUUCAUCGACUCGAAGAUUUCAAAGGACAUUGGUCCUUCGGUGAACACAUCAAGGAGCAAAUCAUGAUGAUCGAUUCUCUAUGCGAAUGGAAGAAUGCAGCAAGUCGUGAGGUUCUAGUUCUUGGAGGUGAUGUUCAUUGUGGAGGUCACUCCGACAUCAUAAAAAACCACGAGAUUUUAUUUCGCCAGCUCACAACAAGCGCAAUUGCUAAUGUACCUCUCCCGAAAUCUGCUUACUACUUUAUGAGAGCUGCUGGUCGCCUUGGAGGCCUGACGGACGAAUAUAAAUUUCGGCACCACAAGUGGACUAGAUCCCGUAACUACGGGCUUGUACAAGUUAAAUACCAUAGCCCUCAGUUGCUGGUUUUUCAGGACGAAACUCGGGAAGCAGAGCCUGGGGAAGUGGAAAUUACAGCACAGUUGGUAAAAGGUAGAAUGCUGGGUACGCCCGUCUAUGCAGAGAGGGUCAGUAAUUUGAACAAAAGCACUAUGAGUUGUGUUUGCACUUCGUAAGGGUCAAAAUCUUGGAUUUUAGGUUUGGAUCCUUAAAAGUGAACAUGUGUCGUUUGCAAUCAGUAAUGUGUUGACGUAUAUGUAUUUACAUCUGUGUAACAUCAAUUAAUAGUGAGAGCAGGCUCCUUUCUCUUUCCCUUACACGCAAUACGCACCCCUCUACCUUACGUGAUUUCGACCCUUCCCUGUAGGAUGUACCGUAUGAGUUUUACUCUUUUGAAGUUAGUCAACUCACAGGGCCAAAGCUGGGUUAGUGUUGGCAUACGUCUUAAGACGACAUGUCUUUAGACCUAGAGACUGUGAACAAUGUUCCUGGUGGUCUGCAAAAAAGCAACCUCGGGAAGCAAACAUGAUCAGGGAACCUGUUCAUCUUUUCGAAAUUUUGAUCCCAGAAUUCAUACAUCCCUGAAAACUUGGGGAGUGUCUUUCUAACGACCUCAUUUGUACAAAUUUGAGGACGAUUCUUCUCAUCCACUUUCGUUGGAAAUGAAUGUAGACUUCUUUUGCCA